Homarus americanus (American lobster) is the source of this 402-nucleotide messenger RNA. RefSeq names its product proline-rich protein HaeIII subfamily 1-like. The record is from RefSeq and is a predicted model, not a curated record. The transcript has a single exon. Bases 1 to 402 code for a protein of 133 amino acids. NCBI's taxonomy places the organism in Eukaryota, Metazoa, Arthropoda, Malacostraca, Decapoda, Nephropidae.
AUGGGCGGCGCCUCAAAGGACCCUCCAAGAGUGCGGCGCCCUCAGGGGGGCCUACCAAGGGCGGUGCCCUCAGGGGCCCUACCAGCGGUGGUGCCCCCAGGGACCCUCACAGGGGUAGCACCCCCCAAGGGACCUCACAAGGGCGGCACCCCCAGAGGCUUUUCCAGGGGCGGUACCCCCAUAGGCCCUACCAGGGGCAUCAACCCCAAGGGCCCUCCCAGGGGCCCUCGUCGGGGCGGCGUCCCCAGGGACCCUCCCAAGGGUCCUCCCAGUGGUGGUGCCCCCAGGGGCGUCGCCCCCCGGACCCACAUAGGGGCGUCGUUCCCAGGGGUCGGCGCCUCCAGGGGCCCUCCUUCGGGUGGGGAGCUCUCUCAAGGGCAUCGCCCCCAGGGAUCCUCCUAA